AGGAUCUGAUAUGAAUCGAUGAGCGGUGCUCAACUCAGGGAUAUCAAAAUAGACAAUAUGGAGGUUGAUCGCCGCGGAACGAGCUCGCGACGCGGCAAACGACUUGCCGCUCAGUCGAAAACACAUCCCACUAUACAAGCGAAGCAAAAUCAGAUGUAUCUAAUAACAACACUUGCGCCGGCGCCAAGUGAACAAGCGCUCAUCAAUAAAGUCUUACCCAAGGAGCUCAUACUGCGAAUUUUUUCUUACCUCGAUAUGAAAACGUUAUGCCGAUGCGCACAAACUUGUCGAUUAUGGAAUAUUUUGGCGCUCGAUGGCUCCAAUUGGCAACGGGUCGAUUUGUUCACCUUUCAGAAGGACGUCAAGGCAGCAACAGUUGAAAAUCUCGCUCGACGUUGUGGCGGAUUCCUGAAGAAGCUUUCAUUGAAAGGAUGUGAAAAUAUACAGGACUCAGCGUUACGGUCUUUCACAGCGAAAUGUGCCAAUAUCGAGCAUCUUAGUUUGUACAAAUGUAAAAGAGUUACAGAUGCGACUUGCGAGAAUCUUGGCAGACAUUGCCAUAAACUGAUCCAUUUGAAUCUAGAAAACUGUACAGCGAUAACGGAUCGUGCACUUAGGUACAUUAGCGACGGCUGCCCCAAUCUGCAGUACUUGAAUAUCAGCUGGUGUGAUAAUAUUCAAGAUAAAGGAGUAAAUAUGGUGCUCAAUGGAUGUAAAAAUCUUACCACAUUGAUAAUGAAAGGAUGUGAAGGCCUUACUGAACAAGUGUUUGCGAAUUCGAUCGAAAAUAUGAAGAAUCUAGAAGUUAUCAAUUUGUUAUCGUGUUUUGCGAAUGACGAAACCGUAGGACAUAUUGCCCGUGGCUGUCCGCACUUACAGUAUCUGUGCUUAUCAAAUUGUACACAAAUCACCGAUCGAUCAUUGAUUGCAUUAUCACAAGGUUGCAAGAUGUUGACCGAUAUUGAAUUGUCUGGCUGUAGCCUGCUCUCUGAUGCUGGUUUCACUCAACUGGCCAGACACUGCAAAUGUUUGGCUCGGAUGGAUUUGGAAGAUUGUAGCCUGAUCACUGAUGCGACCAUUCACUCGCUUAGCACAAAUUGUAGCAAUCUAUCUGAAUUGAGUCUUUCUCACUGUGAGCUAAUCACGGACGAAUCGAUACAUUGUCUUUGUACCAACAAUAAAGACAAAUUACAGGUGUUGGAGCUCGAUAAUUGUCCACAAAUCACGGACUCAGCUCUAUCACAUAUGCGACACGCAAGAGCGUUGAAACGAAUCGAUCUGUAUGAUUGUCAGAAUGUGUCUAAAGAAGCAAUACAGCGAUUUAAGCAUCAUCGGCCACACGUGGAAAUCCAUGCGUAUUUCGCGCCGGCCACACCUCCAGCAAAUCCAGCAACUGCACGAGCAGGCUUAUGCAGAUGUUGUGCUAUCUUAUGACUAAACGUUUGUGCCCUGUUCUUCGCUCUCUACCAUCGUCUUACGCAUAUUUUCUGACUUCGGCAUCAACCUCCAGUUGGACGCUUUGCAAUUGGUUGCGCUGAAUGCCACGCCCAUGAUCAAAGCUCUAAUUGGAGGAAUUGCUACAUCCAUCUGCUUCUUAUGCUUCAUAUGCUUCUUGAAUGCUAAAAACACAGAUUAUUGAUUGCUUAUUAGUCGAUUCUUUGCGUUAUUGCCUUGAAAGCAGAAUUUUGCGUUCGAUUACUAUUAAUUGCCUACUUCCAUUUUUCAUAAUACCAUUUUUUUUCAAAUUUGCCUUCAAAAUACGUAACAUGGAGAGCAGGGCACGGUAACCUGCGGCAGGUUACCACCUUUAUCUCAUUUUCUAUAUCAUAGAUCAUUCCAUUGCUGCUAUAUGUGUUUCUUCAUAGUUUAUCGAUUUUUUGUGUUUUUUCAUUGAUUAGUGUUAUGUGCGCGCAUUAGCCACUUUUUCUUCAUAUGUGCAUAUGGAAUGCAUAUGCAUGACUUGUGCUCUACCUCUGCCAAUCUGCAUCGUUCGCAUGUUUACUUUUUAUUUCUAAAAAUCUUUAUGUCCAGCAAACCAAUCCAAAAUUUGUAGCUAUCCAUUUUUAUCGAUUUAUCGAUUGCCUUAGAAACGCCUUUUCCAAGGUGAUCGUUUAAAGUUACGAAACUGUUCAUCAGUUUUAUGAUCAUGCUUUUUUCACUCAGCUCAGCUGAACAUCUAAGACCAUUGACUUUUAAAUCCGCUUAGAAUAUUUUUGAAAAAUUUUUCGGAAAAACCUACUCCCCCAGCAUCUGAUCUUUAUUCCUUCCAAAAUGAAGUCAGUUCAGCUGCAAUUGUUUCGCUUGCUUAUUGUUGAUGAUUUUUCUUCCAAUAUAAUGUAAAUAUGUUUUCUUCAGUCCGUUUUCUUCCAUUAAAAAUCUGCGUCCAUCCACUGACUGCUCUUUGGGUUUGCGUCAUCUUUCUACUCAAUCUCGCGCUAUAUUUUGUAUUUUUUAUUCAUUUUUGUGAACGAUUGUCCGAUUUUUCCCCCGGCAGUGUCACUGUUUGAUUCCCACAACUAUCCUGUAUGUAGAACAAUUUGGUCAAUCAAAUAUUAUACUGGUGACACAUAGUGACGAGUCUUCUCUUCUGUAUUAGUAGCUUUUCGCCAAGUUUGUAAGAUUUGUUUAUUUUUUCUUUCUUGUUAAAAAAGAAAAUAAAGUUUUUUCACGCUCGAA
Messenger RNA from Cylicocyclus nassatus, 2676 nucleotides. The record is from the annotation of a GenBank genome assembly. Lineage: Eukaryota; Metazoa; Nematoda; Chromadorea; Rhabditida; Strongylidae.